GAAGUUAGAACCCAACUGAGGAAAUGAGGAGAGAAAUACUAACAUGGUGUUCUACCCUCGUCUUUCUGUGCCUGCUUGCUCUGUCUGCAUGUGAAAGCACUUCUACAGUACCUAAAGCUGAAGGUCAUGGACCUCAGAAGAAAGAGAAGCAACUGAAGGAUGUAUAUGAUAUAAUGACCAAAUCAAGUGGAAAAGGCCAUCAAAGAACAUAUGGGAAAAUGCAUGUAGUUCAUCAUUUGAAGGUUUCCAAGAAAGCAAAGGGAAUAUACGGUGGUGCCUCAGACCUUAAGCGUCCAAAAUCCAGCCAUAGUGCAGCAUCCGCUUUCCUGGGUAAACCCCCCAAUUUAUUCUUCUCAGCGGUAGUCAGGCAUGUUACUAUCGGAUGGUUCAUAUUUGCUCUGUUUUGAUUGCCUGGACUGAUUCUGCAGAAGAUGAUUUAGGACUCAACCUGUAAAUCAGGAACUUUGUUUUUCGACAAAAUUUCCAACGUUAAACUGCCUGUUUUCAAUCCAUUGCUUUUGCAGGGGUACUUAUCAAAUUAGCCUAUUUGAAUUCGACUGUAUUGUGUAUAGUUGUGUAAAACCUAAGGGAAAGGAUUCUUCCAGAUUCCAAGUAGGAGCUACGAAGAAAAGUUGUGUAUGGUUCAAGAUUUCUUCACCUUAUAUAUUACAUGGAAACAUGAUGCUUGUACAUUA
Rosa rugosa (rugosa rose) is the source of this 695-nucleotide messenger RNA. RefSeq lists its product as uncharacterized. The record is from RefSeq and is a predicted model, not a curated record. The transcript has 2 exons. NCBI's taxonomy places the organism in Eukaryota, Viridiplantae, Streptophyta, Magnoliopsida, Rosales, Rosaceae. Bases 24 to 407 code for a protein of 127 amino acids.